This is a messenger RNA of Pezoporus occidentalis (night parrot), 1568 nucleotides long. It is a transcript of the gene RSRC2, whose product is annotated as arginine and serine rich coiled-coil 2. The transcript is spliced from 11 exons. Lineage: Eukaryota; Metazoa; Chordata; Aves; Psittaciformes; Psittacidae. Bases 217 to 1404 code for a protein of 395 amino acids. The record is from RefSeq and is a predicted model, not a curated record.
CGCGAGCGCAGCGGCCGCGGUGGCUGAGGGACGGUGAGCCCGUUGUGAAGGCUUGUUGAGGGGGAGCGACGUGCCGGGCGCUCGGUCAUGGCGGUCAUUCCAUACUUCAGAAUACUAUGGGGAUUUUGUGCUGUGCCUCGGGUAGUGAUACAGAACGAGAUGGAGUAGCUCCAGAAAAGUCUUCUCCAGAAGGAGAGAAGAAAAAGGAACAAUCAGAUGCCUCUAGUUCUCCCAAAACGUCAAAGCCUCAUUAUUCAAGAUCACGCUCGCGGUCAAGGGAAAGACGACGGAAGUCAGAUACCGAAGGAAAAAAACACAGAAGCCGGAGCAGAAGCAAAGAGAACCAACUUCUUCUUAAAACAGGCAAGAAGACAUGAAUCCAAAGAGAAGUCCUCCAAGAAGCACAAAUCUGAAGACCACAAUGACAAAGAACAUUCUUCUGACAAGGGAAGAGAUAGCCUAAAUUCAUCUGAAAAUGGUGAGGAUAGACAUAAACGCAAAGAGAGGAAAUCAUCCAGAGGGAGAAGUUAUUCAAGAUCAAGGUCUCGUGAAAGACGUCAUCGUAGCAGAAGUCGCGAUAGGAAAAAAUCCCGAUCUCGCAGCAGAGAGAGAAAACGACGUAUAAGAUCUCGUUCUAGAUCAAGAUCUAGACACAGACAUAGGAGUAGAAGCAAAAGCAGAUCUAGGAGCAGAAGCAGAGACCGAAAGAAGAGAAGUGAAAAGCCCCGAAGGUUCAGCAGAAGUCACAGCCGGAGUUCGAGUCCACCACCCUUUCGGGGACGAAAUACAGCUAUGGAUGCACAGGAAGCGUUAGCCAGAAGACUGGAAAGAGCAAAGAAACUGCAAGAACAGAGAGAGAAAGAACUAGUUGAAAAACAGAAGCAACAGGAAAUGGCUGCAGCAGCUGCAGCCACGGGAGGUUCUGUUAUUAAUGUUGCUGCUCUUCUGGCAUCGGGAACACAAGUAACUCCUCAAAUAGCAAUGGCAGCUCAGAUGGCAGCCCUGCAAGCGAAAGCACUAGCAGAGACUGGAAUAGCUGUCCCUAGCUAUUACAACCCAGCCGCCGUGAACCCAAUGAAAUUUGCUGAGCAAGAGAAAAAGCGGAAGAUGCUUUGGCAAGGCAAAAAGGAAGGGGACAAAUCACAGUCUGCAGAAAUAUGGGAAAAAUUAAACUUUGGAAACAAGGACCAAAAUGUCAAAUUCAGAAAACUGAUGGGCAUUAAGAGUGAGGAUGAAGCCGGCUGUAGCUCUGUUGAUGAAGAGAGUUUCAAAACCCUGAAACAACAGGAGGAGGUCUUCCGAAAUCUAGAUGCACAGUACGAAAUGGCAAGGUCACAGACUCAUACACAAAGAGGAAUGGGAUUGGGAUUCACAUCUUCCAUGCGAGGAAUGGAUACAGUUUGAAAAACGAGAGGGAAAAGAGGCAGAUUUAAAGUUUGGGACUGUGGAAGGUUCUUGUUCAGCUGUUGGGUCCUUGUUCACCAAAAAGCUAGCAUUCUAGCUUGCAUGGGUGUUGCAUUGACUUUAAUUUAUUAAAAGAAAAAAAUACAAUUUUUUUGUAAAUAUCA